This is a messenger RNA of Phytophthora nicotianae INRA-310, 3597 nucleotides long. RefSeq lists its product as hypothetical. The record is from RefSeq and is a predicted model, not a curated record. The transcript is spliced from 4 exons. The coding region runs from base 1 to 3597 and encodes 1198 amino acids. Lineage: Eukaryota; Oomycota; Peronosporomycetes; Peronosporales; Peronosporaceae.
AUGGCGUCUCGUCGCUACAUGACGCCACCUUUGCUGCAGCCUUCAGCGAUGUUCUCUGUGGAAUCAUCCUGGGAAAGUUUCAACAAGCUUUUUGCUUCAAUUGCAGACCCUCAGACCCAGAAAAACCAUGCAAGGCACUUGGCACUCACGAAAAAUAUCCUCUACGAGAACGAGGCUGGGUGGAAAGUGGCUGAGUUAUCACUUGUCAGUGAUCUGCUCCAACUAUUGCGUGAGAAAGUUCUAGACGGAGUACCGCAGUUCGCUGAACAAUUAAUACUCGCAAUCACAAGAUGCUGCAAGCCGUUUAUUCGACAGAAAUCAAACGAGGAGAUCACCAAUCCAAGUCUGUUCCACGGUCUUUUACCCACUUUAGGUGAACUUCUGUCAUUUGAGGACAUUGAGGUUCAAGUUGCAGCAGCAGAAGCGCUCAGGAUGUUUGCUACCGGCGCCUGUUUGGCUCGUCCUUCGUCAAAAGCGAGAAAGAACAACACUGAGUCCAAAUCGGACGAUUUGAGACUGACACCUCGUAUUUUCAGCCAGAAUCUGUUAGAAGAGACCGGCACUGUCGAUGCGAUUGUAGCAGUCAUGCAUGAUCUCUUCCCCGAUGAUGAAAUUGAAGAAGAAGAGCAAGAGAUUCCACAAGAUACUGAACCUGUGGAAGGAGAUCCCGGGGUAGAUGGUGAUCAUUUGAGUACAGACGUGAAUGUUAGUGAACAACCGGGCGAAGAAUUGAUAAACAACGGAGAUGCGGAUGUAGAGAACAAAUCUUUGGAGAAUAAUGUGGAAGACGAUCUAGCUUUGGAAGAAAAUAAUACGGAAGUGGAGGAAAUUGCCAUUGAGGAUGUGAAGGGGAAUAAUAUGGUACGGUCUACGAUAAAGCCUCAGUCGGCACCACCAAAUGGCCACAAAGAAUCUUCUCAGCUCGAGACGAGGGAAGUGGAAGGCGUUUCUAAGGAGAACGAGCGAUCAUUUCGCUCUACAAAACCAGCGUCAGCACCCAGCACAAUCCACCGAGGCUUUAACAACAGAGUUGCAAAGACACAAGAGAUUCACACCGACGAUACUACUACGUCUGAACAAGAUGAACCGAGUGUGAGCAGACCUGGUUCAGCACAAGAAGACCAACUACCGAAUGCUGACAACACCGUGGGAGAAGAGAUCGUGCGAGUGAUUGGAAACGCGCUGCCGAUUCAAAUGAGGCUGUCUGCGUUAUUAUUCCCACUCAUUGAUCUGCUCUACGAACUAUCGGGCUACCAGCGCUGUGCUGAAGUUCUUGUCGUGAGCGGUGCGCUCCACUACGUCGUGUUUAUCCUCGAAAACGUCACGAACCCACAGGACGAACUUUUGCCUCUUUGUCUCGAAAUCCUCUGGAAUGUACUUGAACUUAGUCACGAGAAAAUCUCCACGGUUGGCAAAGUUGGUUCCCGAAAAGAACUGCUAGAGGUGUUCCGGCUUAGAAACGCUGCGUUCUUUUUGGGGAACGAGUUCACGUUCCAAGCUCUUCUUCACGUACUGGAGUUACUGCUAGCUCGAGGAUAUCGACAACAAGACAAAGAGAUGCGAAAUGAGUGUCUGAUGAUCCUUCAAUUACUCGCCAAGAGACGACGUUCCUUAGACUUCUUCUACUCCACAGGAUUAACAGCGUGUCUGUUUUCCUACGCGACGUCAGCAGAACUGUCCCUUAUUAAGGAGACUGGGCGUCAACAAGAUAAAUCCUCUGCUACAGCUUCAGCCAUCACAGCGAGCAACCAAUACUACGCAACAACUAGCGAUGAGGACUUUGAAUUUAAACAAAUGAUCUGGUUUCUAUUAGCCGAGAUCUCCUGCGAUCACCAAGCGAAUCUAAGCGAGCUAGUUCAAUUCAGAUUCCUCGAAAUCUGGUUGUCAUAUGCGACUAGCAAUAGCAAUCAACAGCUAGAUUCUGGAGCGCUUUACAGAUCCUCUGCACUGAAAUACUCAGCCCCACAGCGUCAGUUGUUACAAUGGACGGCGCUCAGUGUGCUUAAUCACGUGGCUCCGUUCGUAGUCGAGCACUUCUUCGAGAUUGGUGGACAUGCGAAGCUUCUCGAUUUUCUUCAGCUCAAUAUGGGCACUGAGGAUGUAUUGGCGUCUGCAUGGAUGUUACUACUGCAAGUAUCUCCUCCCGUUCCGUUUUUCCAAGUUGAACUGGGAAAUCUUGGAGCUAUCGAGACCGCUGUGGAGAUUUUCGAGACUCCUCCUUCGCGCCAUACGUUCGUAAUUCGUCGGAAUGCAAUUCUUACGUGUGCUAGUCUGUGUCGUAACGAUGGAGCGAAUCGCGAGCGCUUCCGUCGUUCCAACGGCGUGUACGAACUCGUUCAGUAUCUCGAGUUCCAUCCGUCACAUUCCGUUCUUGAGGAGAACAUUUUAGUUGGAAUAUUAGACGCAGUGCGUUCUUGUGUGGUCGGAGAUAUCGAGAGUGAAUUAGCGUUCAUAAACCACGACGGAGUGCCCAAGUUACUAUCGAUCAUAGCAGCAGCACCCAAAGCAUUGAAGCAUCAGGCGUUGGCUGCACUUGCUGAGCUUUCAGUGAACCCAGCAGCUAUUCCGUCGUACCAAACGUGGCGCUGCGAGCAGCAUGGCAAUAACUACAAUACAAGCGCGAAUGAGAUGCUGCUUCACCUCUACGCAGACGAAGAAGCCGCCGAGAAACGCGCAAACCUGGACGUAGUCGACAACGACAAAGCAGCUUCACAAUCAAGCAUUAAUGUCCGUCACUGCGCCUUCCAGUCGAUCACACACUGCAGAAGUUCGUUCAUCAUCGCGUCAGAAAGCAGCACUUCAAAUGAAGAUAUAACGCCACCAAGUCGACCGGAAUCUCCAGCUUUUGCACGACUGAAAGACGCACUCAAAGCAGCGCAGGGGCUCUCACAGGACAAGCGAACAUCUCGCUCCGUUUUGGACUUGGAAAGCCAUCAAAUUCACCCUGAAGUGAACCUGAAGGCCAAGAUCUACUCCGUCCUGGCCAAUGUUUCUUUCGAUUGUGAGACUGAGAGCUUAUCUCCUCAAGACCAGGUGAUGCUGGAGAUCGCCAAAGAGUAUCCGACAUUCAAGCUUGGAGAGAUGUGGCAAAACGUGGAGCGUACACUUCAUGCUGAACGUGUGCGUCCAAUUUAUGCAGAUGCGCUGUAUAUCCGCAAAAACAUGGAGAACGCGUACGAUAUCUCAGUGUGCACAAAACUGGCACAGCAGGAAGUGUUCGCACGCACUCGCCAGCAAAAUACUGAGCGUGAAGACGAAUUUUUCAUGCAAAUUCUGCGCCAGAAACACCAGGAAGCUCAAGCAGAACAGUUCCAUCGUGCCAACCGGCGGCAGAACUCCACUAUGCAGCUCCAUUUGGAUGCUAAAAAGACACGGUUGGAGUUCAUGCGUCGACAAGAUCCAGCGGCUUUUGCAGCUUAUGAGAGCGAGGAGCGCUGUCUGAUCCGUGAUCCUCCACCUGAAUACGUGGACGAUCAAGAGGGACUGCGAACGUUGCAGCAACACGAAGCGGAGCUGCGAGGUCGACUCUGCACUAUUAAAAAAUCUCGCAAGAACACAAUCUUGUCGCUACCAAAGAUGUCGAGAGAUCUCUGUUGA